This is a messenger RNA of Caenorhabditis elegans, 1769 nucleotides long. It is a transcript of the gene T06G6.3, whose product is annotated as Coiled-coil domain-containing protein 146. The transcript is spliced from 12 exons. The record is from RefSeq and is marked reviewed. NCBI's taxonomy places the organism in Eukaryota, Metazoa, Nematoda, Chromadorea, Rhabditida, Rhabditidae. The coding region runs from base 1 to 1536 and encodes 511 amino acids.
AUGACCGAGUCCUGGUCGCAGGUUUUCAACAAUCCCAUUUCCGCUGCUGAUUACUUUUUCGCUGAGAGUCUCAAGCUUCAACAACGGAACAACUUACUGGAGAUGGAAGUUGUGGAGGAGAAGGCGGCGAACACGAUGUUGAGAAAUGAUUUGAAGAACUGCAAGGGAAUGCUCAAGGAGCAAGAGGAGCUCUUAGCCGCGGAGAAGCGAAAAUCCCCGGUUAGUUGGGAGAGAUCGUUGACACCGGACAAGAAAAAUCGAGAUGACUUAAUGGAUAGUGUUGUUCUGGAAAGAAUGAAUAUUGUACCCGGAGAUCAGGAAUCGGAAGACACAACAGUUUACUUGAGCAGGGGAAUCUGUAUGAUGCACCGCGAGUGGAUGUUGGAGAGGAAGGAGCAACAGGAUAAACUCCUCUUACUGUCCGGCUCCUUGGAGAUGGAGCGCCAGCAAACUGCUGAAACCUGUGAGAUAAUAACAAUGCUGGAAGCUGAAUUGGAGCAGGAGCAGGCUGAUGCAAAGAAGAAGCAAAAGAGUUUGAAUCGGGAAAUUGAGAAAUUGAAGGAGAGGAUUGAAAAAAUGGCGGCUGAAGAGCCCGAGCAGGAGGCAAAAAAGGACGUUUGCAAAAGGAAUGUCAACCACUUCAAGCUUGACGAAACCUGCCCAAUUCAGAUAAUCAAGUCUGAAAGAAUCAAAGUAGCUCAAAAUGAGAUUCGUGAGCUUAACAAGCAACUAGACGCGGAGCAGGAUCCUCUGAAAAAGUUGGAGUACAUGGAUUCUAUCAGAGAGAAGGCUUCCCUGAUUGCUCAGGAAGCAAUGGAUCAUGCAGAACUUUUGAAUUCUGUGCUGGACUAUGAGAGGGAUGCGCAUACAGAGAUCCGUCACCGCCAACUUCGUAAACAGAAGAAGGAAAUUGAAAAGUUGAUUGGAGAAUGGAAAGUAAAGGAAAAAGAGCAUCAAAACGAUAUGUGCAAACUGGCGCAGCAGAUUUUGGACCAAGCGCUUGAAUUCAAGGCCAGCAAUAAGGCCCGGGCCAAAGAGCAUCCAGCAUCAAGCAAGAGCGAGGAACAGUCUUCAAACAAGGAGAUCCUUAGCAGCCUGGAGGCAAAGCUCAAAAAGGAGCAGGACGAUCAUUUGGUAACAACCAAUCAGCUCAACUAUCAAAGUGCUAUCCUGAAUGAAGCUCAAUCGGAAAUCAAGAAGCUCGAACAGCUCAUCCUCAAAAAUUCCGAGGAGCUGGAGAGCUUACAGACCUGGAAAUCCGACUCGACGAUUCGAGAGCAAAAUCUUAUGGACGAGAAUUGCAAGCAGUAUGUGGAUAUAUGCGAUCUCCAAAACACAAUCAGAGGACUGCGGUUUGCUGAUACGCGCUGGAUGGAGGAACAUCUAAAGUUGAAUGAGCAAGUCGAUUCGAUGAAGCAAGGCUUUGAGUUGGUGGAUACUGGAUAUGGACCUACACAGGGAACAUUUGGAGUGGUGGAGAAGAAGAAGGCAGAAGAAGAAGUGACGGUAGAGGAGGAGGAUUAUGAGGAGUGGUAGAUAUUACCAGUUUUAUUUUUUUCUGAAAUUCAAAUCAAGUCACACAUUUAACCACUGAAUUAACAAGUGAAUUCUAAUUAAAAGAAAUGUAAUCCAUCAAUAUAAUUAAUUAUUUUUAAAUUCUUGCUCAACUUAACACACUUUUACCCACUGAUUCUCCAACUCCACAUCUUGCUCCGUUAAAAUAAAUCUGAAAUGCAAUGGAGCAGUUGUCUUUGUAUUAUUCACAACUC